AUGCAUUGGAGACUAGCAAUAGAAGAAUAUGAGUAUGAAAUUAUUUAUAAGCCAGGUUUAUUAAAUACUAAUGCCGACGCCCUCAGUAGAAUACCACAAAUUAUGCAAAUUGAAGAGGAACAAGUGGUAAGCAGUAAAACAUAUAAUGAGUAUAUGGAUUAUAUUAAGACAAAUAUAGUCCAAAACGUGAAUAUUGUAGAAAUAGCUGGUAAUAUUUUUGAAGACGAACAUUCACAUCUCGUACAUUAUGUAUCACAGGAAUUGACAUUAAAAGAAGGAUUGGCACUGGAAUUCCGACGACGAUUCGGGAAUCUGGAAAGUAAUCAGAAUAAAAAAAUUACAGAUUUAUUGUAUUUCAAAGAAGGUAACCGUUACAUAAUAUAUAUGAUUUUUUGGUCAGAGAAAGAGAAAAGUCAAAUUACUUAUGAAAAUGUGUAUAAUUGUCUACAGAAUUUAAAAACAUUUUGUUUAAACAAUCAAAUUACAGAUUUAUCAGUAUCAAAAACAGGUGAUCAUAUUUUUCAGCUCGAUUGGGCAACAGUAAGAAUAAAGAUGAUUUAA
This is a messenger RNA of Macrosiphum euphorbiae (potato aphid), 561 nucleotides long. Lineage: Eukaryota; Metazoa; Arthropoda; Insecta; Hemiptera; Aphididae. The record is from the annotation of a GenBank genome assembly.